This is a messenger RNA of Saimiri boliviensis boliviensis (Bolivian squirrel monkey), 2810 nucleotides long. NCBI's taxonomy places the organism in Eukaryota, Metazoa, Chordata, Mammalia, Primates, Cebidae. The record is from RefSeq and is a predicted model, not a curated record.
GGCCGGCUCCCAUCUGCCGAGCCGGGUCGACCAACAAGCGGAACGCGGCAGCGGGGCUGGCGCUCGGGCUGUGCGGCGGCGGCCGGAGCGCUUUGGGAGGUGCACGGGACGAAGAUGGCGGCGGAGCGACAGGAGGCGCUGAGGGAGUUCGUGGCGGUGACUGGCGCCGAGGAGGACCGAGCCCGCUUCUUCCUCGAGUCGGCCGGCUGGGACUUACAGAUCGCACUAGCGAGCUUUUAUGAGGACGGAGGGGAUGAAGACAUUGUGACCAUUUCGCAGGCAACCCCCAGUUCAGUGUCCAGAGGCACAGCCCCCAGUGAUAAUAGAGUGACAUCCUUCAGAGACCUCAUUCAUGACCAAGAUGAGGAUGAGGAGGAGGAGGAAGGCCAGAGGAGCAGGUUUUAUGCUGGGGGCUCAGAGAGAAGUGGACAGCAGAUUGUUGGCCCUCCCAGGAAGAAAAGUCCCAACGAGCUGGUGGAUGAUCUCUUUAAAGGUGCCAAAGAACAUGGAGCUGUAGCUGUGGAGCGAGUGACCAAGAGCCCUGGAGAGACCAGUAAACCAAGACCAUUUGCAGGAGGUGGCUACCGCCUUGGGGCAGCACCAGAGGAAGAGUCUGCCUAUGUGGCAGGAGAAAAGAGGCAACAUACCAGCCAAGAUGUUCAUGUAGUAUUGAAACUCUGGAAGAGUGGAUUCAGCCUGGAUAAUGGAGAACUCAGAAGCUACCAAGACCCAUCCAAUGCCCAGUUUCUAGAGUCUAUCCGCAGAGGGGAGGUGCCAGCAGAGCUACGGAGGCUAGCCCACGGUGGACAGGUGAACUUGGAUAUGGAGGACCAUCGGGACGAGGACUUUGUGAAGCCCAAAGGAGCCUUCAAAGCCUUCACUGGCGAGGGUCAGAAACUGGGCAGCACUGCCCCCCAGGUGUUGAGUACCAGCUCUCCAGCCCAACAGGCAGAAAAUGAAGCCAAAGCCAGCUCUUCCAUUUUAAUCGACGAAUCAGAGCCUACCACAAACAUCCAAAUUCGGCUUGCAGACGGCGGGAGGCUGGUGCAGAAAUUUAACCACAGCCACAGGAUCAGCGACAUCCGACUCUUCAUCGUGGAUGCCCGGCCGGCCAUGGCUGCCACCAGCUUUAUCCUCAUGACUACUUUCCCGAACAAAGAGCUGGCUGACGAGAGCCAGACCCUGAAGGAAGCCAACCUGCUCAAUGCUGUCAUCGUGCAGCGGUUAACAUAACCACCCAGCCAGCUGCCUGGCCUCCCUCCUGUGUUUCCCACGGCCAGUGGCCAUGGUCCAUGGGGAUCGCCCCUCCUGCCCCCUUGUGCACACCCAGCAGUCGAGUGUGACGUCUCCUCCAUAGCUCUGGGUUCUUAGAUCUUGGUUGGACAUUUGUUUUCUCCUUAGUUGCAUUUUCCUGGGUUUUUGUGACGAUCAAUGGACUUUAAUGAAAAAAAUAAAAACAACCAAAAAAAUUGAAGGAAUAUCACCAGCAUGUUGUACGGAAACUCUCCCACUGAAGCAGGCUUUAACUGCUUUAAAAUUAUAUUUAUCUUGGGGCCUGUGGGACAAAACUUCCUUCCAUCCUCUGCAUAAAAACUUGUGGCACACAGUGCUUAUUCACUAGUGUGUCCCACCCACCAGCCCCAAAGAUGACUGGAGGAAGGAGCAGAAACGUUUAGAAAGAGGCUUCGCCACCACUAGUUCCUACAGGAAUGUAUCACUUGCCCAGAUAAAACUGAGCAACAGCCAGAGUCCCCUAAAGUGGGAGGUCAGAGCUGCAUGCACAUGGUGUCUUCAGAAACUGAAAUAUUUCCCUAUGCUCUUUUUACUCAACCCCUGGGAAAUCCAAUCUUGCCAGGCCUUGGCCAGUUGAGAUUCUGUUUCACCUGCCUGCCUGGCCCUUUCCUCCAUCACCAUCCAGACUGCUCCCCUCCUGGGAAUUCUCAUGGGCUCCAUUAUGGCUUUAUUUACUCCACCUGCAGAAGUCUAAGUGGACCUAGGAGGGAGGUGGAGUAUUUUUUCAGUAGGAUACAGCUCAUGCCAACCCAACCCAAGUGAGUUCAGAAUCAGGGUAUCUUGCCCUAAAGAUAAACAGUCAGAAUGCCACUGAGCUGUUCACUAGUGAUAUGUGUGGCAAAUCAAAUCAACUGUUGAAGAAGGGGUGAGUUUCCUGUGCUACAAGCACCUGUCACUGUUGGUACUUACAGGAGGCUUCUGCUGGUACAUCUUGGAAGUGAGUUUAAUAUCACUAGUUGGCUUUGCUUAGCAAGUUCUGCUUCACAGUUCUUUGACCUGCUGACUUGUGACUUGCAGAAACUUAGGCAGUAGUCCUGACCUGGUAAACACCCUCCACCACCUCUAUAAGUUUGCUUCCUAUGCAGGUUUGGGAGAGGAGGGCCAUUGGGCUCUUGGAUGGAACCCUUUCCCCAUUAAACAAACCAGAGACUUAGAAUCCAUGCUGACUCAGGAUCUCCUGGUUUGGAAUCGUAAUGUGCCUCGAUCCUCUUUCCAAGCAGGCCUCACCAGCCUCUUUCUCUUUCCUGCUUCACCCCUGCAAUGAGCCAAGAACCAACACUACAUCCACCUAGAACUGCAGAAGGGCUUGUGGUUUCAACCAAGACCCAUCCUGAGAAAGGGACUUGGCUUGGUGCUUUUGAUCCCAAAGUUCUCACACUGGCAGUGGCCUGCUGGGACAAUGGCAUCUGUCAUGGCGUUUCCUCCAGCAGGUGGAGAUUACUGUGGAACCUACAUAUGGGUCUGGAGAAACUGUACACUGUUGUCACCUUGACCAUUAAAAACCAGAAUGAGGACAA